Molecule: messenger RNA, 162 nt
Organism: Sodiomyces alkalinus F11
Lineage: Eukaryota; Fungi; Ascomycota; Sordariomycetes; Glomerellales; Plectosphaerellaceae
Exons: 1
Molecular function (GO): nucleic acid binding
Source: RefSeq, a predicted model, not a curated record
CCGGUAUACUCCCCUAACCUUAACCCUAUAGAAAACCUAUGGAAAUUAAUAAAGGAGCGUAUUUAUAAGAAGGAACCGAACCUCGGGGAUAUAAGAAAGAAUAUCGAAUCGUGGGAAUUACUUAUAUGCACCGCGGUUAUAGUGUGGGAGGAGUUCGAAUAA